This is a messenger RNA of Pristis pectinata (smalltooth sawfish), 2919 nucleotides long. Its product is annotated as glutamine--fructose-6-phosphate aminotransferase [isomerizing] 2-like. Gene Ontology annotation, biological process: fructose 6-phosphate metabolic process; carbohydrate derivative biosynthetic process; protein N-linked glycosylation. NCBI's taxonomy places the organism in Eukaryota, Metazoa, Chordata, Chondrichthyes, Rhinopristiformes, Pristidae. The transcript has 19 exons. Gene Ontology annotation, molecular function: carbohydrate derivative binding; L-glutamine:D-fructose-6-phosphate transaminase (isomerizing) activity. Bases 125 to 2170 code for a protein of 681 amino acids. The record is from RefSeq and is a predicted model, not a curated record.
AAGUAGGGACAGAGAAGCGGGAGUGAGAGGAGUGGUUGAGCGAGGUACUCGUGGAAAAAGUCAUACAGUUGCUGGGGAAAGUUAUUAGGACAGCUUCUCGAGUCUCGGAGUUGUUUCUACCACGAUGUGCGGGAUUUUUGCAUAUUUGAACUACCGAGUCCCUCAAACGCAGAAGGUGAUCUUGGAGAUCUUAGUCAAAGGUUUGCAGAGACUUGAAUACAGAGGCUAUGACUCAGCAGGUAUGGCAGUUGAUGAUGGUAAUGACACAGAUCAAAAAACUAGAUAUAUCUGUCUCUUCAGAAAUAGAGGCAAAGUGAAGGCCCUGGCUGAAAAGCUUUAUGAGCAAAAAUGUUUGGACUUGGAUAAGGAAUUUGAAAUACAUUUUGGGAUUGCUCACACUCGCUGGGCAACACAUGGAGUUCCAAAUGAAGUGAACAGUCAUCCUCAUCGCUCUGAUAAAAGCAAUGAAUUUGUGGUAGUUCAUAAUGGAAUUAUCACGAACUACAAAGAUUUAAGAAAAUUUCUGGAGAGCAAAAAUUAUGUGUUUGAAUCUGAGACGGAUACUGAGGUGAUUCCCAAACUAACAAAGUAUCUAUAUGACAACAGAGAAAAUGAAGAUAUUGGAUUCUCUGCUUUAGUAGAAAGAGUUGUCCAACAACUGGAGGGAGCAUUUGCACUUGUUUUCAAGAGCAGACAUUUCCCAGGUGAAGCUGUUGCUACCAGGCGAGGGAGCCCUCUGCUGAUUGGUAUUCGCAGCAAGAAUAGGCUCUUCACUGACCAAAUUCCAAUCCUGUACCAAGCACACAAAAAUAACAAAAAUGACCCAAUAUCCAAAGCACACAAAAUUGAGCAUGAAGAUUUUAAAUUCCCUGGAGAGGACAAAACUGUUGAAUUUUACUUUGCAUCUGAUGCUAGUGCAAUCAUUGAGCACACAAACAAAGUGAUAUUUCUGGAAGAUGAUGACAUUGCUGCAGUGGUGGAUGGUUGUCUCUCCAUUCACCGUGCUGAAAGAUCAGUGGGUGAUUCGGCAUCCAGAACCAUACAUACUCUGCAGAUAGAAUUGCAACAAAUAAUGAAAGGUAACUUCAAAGCAUUCAUGCAGAAAGAGAUUUUUGAACAGCCAGAAUCUAUAGUUAAUACUUUGCGAGGAAGAGUAAAUUUUACAAAUAGCACAGUAAUGCUGGGUGGAUUGAGAGACCAUGUCAAAGAAAUAAAACGAUGCAGACGCUUGCUCUUGAUUGGGUGUGGCACCAGUUACCAUGCUGCAGUGGCAACACGUCAAAUAUUGGAAGAAUUAACUGAACUACCGGUGAUGGUUGAACUUGCUAGUGAUUUCUUGGACAGAAGUACUCCUGUUUUCAGAGAUGACGUCUGUUUUUUCAUUAGCCAGUCAGGUGAAACUGCAGACUCCCUCAUGGCUCUGCGAUACUGUAAGGAUCGUGGUGCCUUGACUGUUGGCAUUACAAAUACAGUUGGAAGCUCGAUUUCUCGAGAAACAGAUUGUGGUAUACAUAUUAAUGCUGGACCUGAAAUUGGAGUAGCAAGUACAAAGGCCUAUACAAGCCAGUUUGUUUCUUUAAUUAUGUUUGGCCUCAUGAUGUCUGAGGAUCGCAUCUCAAUGCAGGAAAGGAGAAAGGACAUCAUUGCUGGGCUUCAAUUUUUACCAGACUUGAUCAAAGAAGUUUUGUCCUUGGAUGAAAAAAUUCAGCAAUUGGCCCAAGAGCUGUUCCAGCACAAAUCACUCCUAGUCAUGGGCCGUGGGUAUCAUUAUGCUACCUGCCUUGAAGGAGCUUUAAAAAUCAAAGAAAUCACUUACAUGCAUUCUGAAGGGAUCCUGGCUGGAGAAUUGAAACAUGGUCCUUUAGCUUUAGUUGACAAGCUGAUGCCUGUUAUAAUGAUUGUUAUGAAGGAUUCAUGCUACACGAAGUGUCAGAAUGCUAUGCAACAGGUCGCUGCACGACAGGGCCGUCCAAUAGUACUCUGUGCAAAGAAUGAUGAGGAGAGUACGAAAUUUGCAUACAGAACUAUUGAAGUUCCACAUUCCGUUGACUGCUUACAGGGUAUUUUAACUGUAAUUCCUCUUCAGCUUCUUUCAUUCCAUUUGGCUGUUCUUCGAGGAUAUGAUGUUGACUUUCCUCGAAACCUGGCCAAGUCUGUCACUGUUGAAUGAGGAUAUGACUACCUCGCCCAUUUGAAGUUCGAUGUUCUGACCAACCUUUGUUCUUUUUUUGGUUAUCAUUUCUUCUGGUGGAAAACAUGCUUCUAAUUAAAUUAUCUAAUUGAGGUUUCUCCAGUAAAGAAGAAUAUAUGCAUGUCUGAUACAAAUCAAAUGAGGUUAUACAUAGCUGGGUUACGAUAUUAAGUGCCUCUUCCUUUGUGUUUUAUCCAUGUGGUAAAUACAUCUUCUUGUAGCUACCUUGAUUGAAUGAUUUGGAGGAAGCUGAUGUUUACAUAGAAUGGAUACAUACAAAAGUGCAAUAUUAAUAAUGAAGGAAAUCAAUUUUAAAACAUUAUCCAUAGUCCUUUUUUCUAUUUUAUGCCUUUUAAGAUUAUUUAUGAAUUUUACAAAAAUCCCUCAGUUUUCUGGUUGUUGAGAAUAUCUAUACUGGUCAUGUUCACUGAAUGUAUUUUAUUGUAUAUCGUUUUAAGUCUAAGGGAAUUAUUGGAAGUUUGAAUUAAGUAAAGAAGCAAGAUGAAGUGUUUUUUGCCGUUUGCUUGUAUUUAAAUCCAUGAUAAAAGCCAUUUUCAAAAAAAAAUGAAGGUGUGCAUUGUGUAUAUGUGUCUUGUACUUUGGUAAUGAUUUGUAAACAGAGUAAAUCAUUUAAUUAUGAUGUGCUUUUUCAGCAUUCAAAAUGCAUAGACUUUAGCCAAACAUUUUGCAGGUUAUCAUUAAAACGAGGAACAGUCAUUUGACCUUAC